AAUUCUCUCUUCCCUUUCCUCCCUAACCCACAACCUGCUGUUCAAUUCAGCUUCGGUUUUGCUAUAACGGUAGAAGACUUCUUGCCGGCAACGUUGGUGAGCUGUUACCUUUGUCUGAGAGACCCAGUGAACUCCACAACACCAAUAGGCUACAGAUAUGCAAGCAAUCAAGUGUGUGGUGGUCGGAGAUGGAGCUGUGGGUAAAACCUGCCUCCUGAUCAGCUAUACCACAAAUGCCUUCCCUGGAGAAUAUAUCCCAACUGUAUUUGAUAACUACUCUGCCAAUGUGAUGGUUGAUAGCAAACCUGUAAACCUGGGACUCUGGGAUACAGCUGGCCAGGAAGAUUAUGACCGCUUGAGGCCUCUCUCCUAUCCUCAAACGGAUGUCUUUCUCAUCUGCUUCUCUUUAGUCAGCCCUGCAUCAUAUGAAAAUGUCCGCGCAAAGUGGUUUCCUGAGGUACGACAUCACUGUCCCAGCACUCCCAUGAUUCUUGUGGGCACAAAACUGGAUCUCCGGGAUGACAAAGAUACCAUUGAGAAGCUCAAGGAGAAGAAGUUGGCCCCCAUUACAUAUCCACAAGGACUUGCACUGGCCAAAGAGAUAGAUGCAGUGAAAUACCUUGAAUGCUCAGCAUUGACCCAGCGUGGCCUGAAAACAGUGUUUGAUGAGGCCAUCCGGGCAGUUCUCUGUCCACAACCCACAAAGACAAAGAAAAGGGGAUGCAGUUUCCUUUAAGGAUCCCAAGCUCUGACACUGGACUCCACGGACUGAUCCAUGUUUUGUGCUGUUGCUGAUGGGACAGAGAAAUGGCUUUGGCACCAACUGGAUAUUCCACUGGAUUAUCUCCUGCAGCUGUCUGGGUGGCACCAGUGGUUUUGUUUGUUUGAUUGUUUGUUUGUUUAUGGGGGCUUCCACACUAGCUGUUUCCUCUGAAAUUGGCAUCCUUUAUUCACUCACUUCCUACAACGCACUCAAAUCACCUCAUUGCUAGUCUAUCACAUUCCUAUAUUUUCUGAUUUAUUGCCUUAUGUUUUUGGACACCUGGUGUAUAGUUCUGCCAUUAGAGACAGUGUUGUAUAGUGGUUUUCAGUGUUCAGCUAGGACUCAGAUCAGUAUUCAAAUCCCUGCUCAGCCACAAAAACCCACUCGUUGACCUUGGGCAAGUUACCUUCUCUGAGCCACAGAGGAACACAAUGGUAAACUUCUGAAUAAAUCUUGCCAAGAAAAAAAAUGAUAGCUACUCCAUAAGUUGAAGGUGACUUAAAGGCACAUAACAACAUCAUAUAUGGAUCUACCAAAACUGUGUACUGAAAUAAAUUUUCAGUGCCCAUAGGUCCAGCAUGGACUCUUCAAAAUUUCUGAGGGACUUUUCUGCUUUUGGCUCCCUGUUUGCAGACUUAGGGGCUGUGAAGACUGGCCAUUAAGGUUGGCUUGGGGGCAGAAGGUACCAUCCAUACAACACAUGCCCUGACUCUGCCACCAUGGCAGCAUGAUGCCAAGCACCACUCCACACAGUGCGCAGCAUCACAAAACUCCUCUAGCACAGCUGGAGGCAGCUGCAGGCCACCCCUUAGUCUGUUUAUUGAAUCCCCUUGAUUUGGGAUAGGAGAUUUUUUAACAUCGGUAUCCUUUGAAUUAUCUCUUGAAUAGCUUCUCUAAAUUGUCCCAAUGCCAGGAUCUUAGUGUGUGUCAGUGAUGUCAUUAGGGGAGUGUGGGAGGUGCAGUCCAUACCAAGUGACACCCAAAGAGAGGAUGACAAUACUGGUCCUCAAACACCUGCCUUUUGGCAGAAACAGGCUGUGGCAUUCACCUGUGCUGCAUUAAAAUGCUAAAGAGAUGGUGUGAGUGGGAUGAGUCUCUGUGGGAGGAGAAAGGCAGGAGCCC
Molecule: messenger RNA, 1885 nt
Organism: Sceloporus undulatus (fence lizard)
Lineage: Eukaryota; Metazoa; Chordata; Lepidosauria; Squamata; Phrynosomatidae
Gene: RAC2
Product: Rac family small GTPase 2
Exons: 7
Coding region: 158-736 (192 amino acids)
Biological process (GO): small GTPase-mediated signal transduction
Molecular function (GO): GTP binding; GTPase activity
Source: RefSeq, a predicted model, not a curated record